AUAGUCUACCAAAGUCUCAAUCUCUCAGGGCGUACAAAGGCGAAGAAGACCGCUCAUAAAAUGGCUUUGGACAUCCUUGCCGUGGGCCCUCUCUACGAAGACCCUGACGUCAACAGAGUAAGGCUGAUAGCACAGACAACCAAAAACUCCACCGCCCCGCCAAAACGCUUGCCUCCUAUCAAGACCAAACUCACCACCAUCGAGACCAAGAGGAUCAUGUCCGUCCUGGACGAGACCAUUCACAAGGUGGAGUUGGUGACCCUGCUGUCAUACGUGGCAUCCAGUUCCAAGAAUUCGGAGGGGAUGCUGGGGGAGGACAUCAUGAAAGCAGUGAGAGAGCACCAGGACCUUUGCCAGAUCCUCGUGGAUCGUGUCAGUUACCUGCAUGAGGAAGAAAGGCAGUUGCAGGAGGAAGAAGAGUUCGAGGAUGAACCGUCGUUCCGAGACCGUGUCCUCUCCAUAGAGGUGCAGAAAUCCCACCUCCCACCCCUUAUGCAGCAGAUCAAAGGAUCCACCAAGAACAUCGUGAGACUCCUGCUCAGUAGCCCCCAGCCUGCCAGGCUGUUGCAGGUGCAGACCCUGGGCAGAAGUGUGGAAGCCCAGAGUUUUAUUGAUAGCCUGGUAGAACUCCGAGGUUUCCUGUUUGAGAAGCUACUCACUAGUCCCAUGGAAGCCAGAGACAAGACUCAGUUCAUCCAGGACAUCACCAGACGGAAUCAGAGGAACCAAGAAAUCAUCGAUACUCUGGAAAAUGAAUUGGCAGCCUGCGUGAGGAACAGGGACGCAGAGGUGGAGAAGGAGAACGUCGUGAUCCAAGAACUGAAAAACCACCUGCACCAGCUGCCCAAGCUCUCAGAGAACAGCCUCCUUCGCACCAAGAAGGAGGCCAAGAAGCAACAGAAGGCGGACUUCCGGGCCUCGCAGGCCCGGGUGGCCAAGACCCAGCAGGAGAUCCUGCUGCUGCAGGCUCAGUUCAACAGCCUGGUCGUGGAGAACUGGGAGGCAGAGCAGGCGCUGAGGAAGAAAAAAUAUAAAGUGGAAACGGAAAUUGAGAACUGGAUCCAGAAAUACGAUUUGGAGAUGAGUGAAAAGCAGGAUGAGUACGAGGAGUUGGAUAUCAUCCACAAGGAGGAGAAGCUGCAGCUGGAGGAGCUGAAGAGACGGCAUGACGUGCUGGUGGAAGAGUUCUCCCAGAUCCAGGCCGAGCAGGAGAUCAACACCAAGAAGAGGCUGGAAGCCGAGCAGGAGAUGGUGCACAUGGUGCGGGCUGCCAUGCUCAUCCAGGCCCUGUGGAGGGGCUACCUGGUCCGCUCCAUGCUCAGGUCCAAGAAGAGGAAGUGGAGCAAGAGCAGAGGGAAGAAGGACAAGGGCAAGGGCAAGAAAUGAGUCCCUCCCCCAGCCUGCCCAGACCCCUGCCCUCACCAAGAUCUUACCUCUCACUCAAGAGCCGGCCUGGAAGCCCCUGGGAUGUGGAGCCCUGCGAUUCAUGGCCUUAACACUUUUUCAAAAUUAAAAACCCUUUUAAAC
Messenger RNA from Lagenorhynchus albirostris (white-beaked dolphin), 1527 nucleotides. It is a transcript of the gene DRC10, whose product is annotated as IQ motif containing D. Bases 61 to 1386 code for a protein of 441 amino acids. Gene Ontology annotation, molecular function: protein binding. The record is from RefSeq and is a predicted model, not a curated record. NCBI's taxonomy places the organism in Eukaryota, Metazoa, Chordata, Mammalia, Artiodactyla, Delphinidae. The transcript is spliced from 4 exons.